This is a messenger RNA of Hevea brasiliensis (rubber tree), 1082 nucleotides long. RefSeq names its product ethylene-response factor C3-like. Gene Ontology annotation, biological process: ethylene-activated signaling pathway; regulation of DNA-templated transcription. The record is from RefSeq and is a predicted model, not a curated record. The transcript has a single exon. Lineage: Eukaryota; Viridiplantae; Streptophyta; Magnoliopsida; Malpighiales; Euphorbiaceae. Gene Ontology annotation, molecular function: DNA-binding transcription factor activity; DNA binding. The coding region runs from base 136 to 813 and encodes 225 amino acids.
GCAAUAGCCAUAACCUCUCUUUUCCUUGUAUAUAAAGGGUUAGUUAGGUAAUGAAAUUUUGUCAAUAACACCACCACCACAUAGCUAGCAACUCAACAAGAUUCAAGAACCAAGAAAACUCCAUUAAAACCCCAGAUGGAACCUUCUUUCUUUCAUCAAUACCUGAAACCAGAGAUCUCUUUCGAUUCUUUACAAUUUCUUUCUUGGGAAGAGCCUUUUCUUUACCACACCAAUUCCUUCCCAUUCGACGGCAAUGACUCCGAAGAAAUCCUUGUUUUCGAUGCUCUAGCCCAAGAACCCAAAAAAGAAUUCUCAGAAUCCAACUCCACUACCGGAACUAAAGAAGAGGAAGUCACUUACCAAGAAGAAGUUUCCGUUUCCAAACUCAAGAAAGAGAAAUCUUUCAGAGGAGUGCGAAAGAGACCAUGGGGAAAGUACGCCGCGGAGAUUAGGGAUUCCACCAGAAAUGGCAUAAGGGUUUGGUUAGGCACCUUUGACAGUGCGGAGGCAGCUGCUUUAGCCUACGACCAAGCAGCAUUUUCCAUGCGGGGUUCGAUGGCUAUACUCAAUUUUCCGGUGGAGAUGGUGAGAGAGUCACUUCAAGACAUUACGCAUAGAUGUGAAGAUGGGUGUUCGCCGGUGAUGGCGUUAAAGAGGAGGCACUCGAUGAGACGAAAGUCGACGAGCAAGAAAAGUAAAGGGAAAGAGGUAAAUAGUAAGCCAAAGAAUGUGGUGGUAUUGGAGGAUUUAGGAGCUGAGUAUUUAGAAGAGCUUUUAAGCUCAUCUUGCGAAGGAAGUCCCAAUCCUUGGUGAAUAAUUAAUCGGCAUCUAAUCUUUUGGUCCAUUAUUUUCUUUUUUCAGAUCUUAAUUCUUAAUUUCUCUUUCAUUUCUUUUUCACUUGUGCUUGUCCACUGCGUACAGCCAAGGCUAUUUACUUUUCUUGAUGCCUGGAGAGGUGCCAUGGUGGGGUUCAGCUUUCUUUGUCAAUCCCUGUUAUUUGUUCUGAAAUUGUAAAGUUGAAAAGGAUGCUUAUGUUUAUUAUGAGAAAAAAAAAAAAAGCAAUGGCUUUAUCUUCUCUUCAA